Molecule: messenger RNA, 1790 nt
Organism: Paramacrobiotus metropolitanus
Lineage: Eukaryota; Metazoa; Tardigrada; Eutardigrada; Parachela; Macrobiotidae
Exons: 1
Coding region: 15-1790 (591 amino acids)
Source: RefSeq, a predicted model, not a curated record
CCGCAACCACAAUUAUGGCUACUGCACCGAGCCUUGCAAACACCGGCGUCUUCACGUCUGCGAGCACUGCCGGGACAAAGAGCAUAAGGCGCCCCAGUGCAAGUCCGGAUCUCGCUGAGCCGCCGAGAGUGCCUGCAAGCGCUCAGACGCCUUUGCGUGCUGACGCUUUUGCAAGACUGCUUGCGGACCAUCCCAACGCACAUCUACGCCAGUUGAUCGUCACCACCUUGCGUACCGGAGCAGACAUCCGAUACACAGGGCCGCAACAAGGCCGCUACACGAAGAACUCUCUCUCCGCACGCAUUCACCACGCCGCGCUCCUCCAAAGCAUCAAGAAGGAGGUCUCGCUGGGACACUCCGUCGGUCCGUUCCCAAAUCCUCCGCUUCCCCACUUCGUCGUCAACGCACUCGGUAGCCGUCCGAAGAAAGACGGGGGCCACCGAACCAUAAUGGACCUCUCGCAGCCACAUGGGAAUAGCGUUAACGACCACAUCCGGGGCGAUGAAAUGCCCCUGCAGUAUUGUUCUGUCGACGAUGCCGUUCGUUUAAUUACGAACGCCGGCAAGGGUGCAGUAAUGGCCAAAAUGGACGUGAAGUCGGCGUUCCGUCUCAUUCCCGUCAGGACUGCCGACUGGAACCUGCUGGGAUUCAGAAUCCGCGGUGAGUACUAUUUCGAUGUGGUGCUACCGUUCGGCUGCCGCUCGUCGCCGUAUAUCUUCGAAUUCUUCUCCACUGCCAUACACUGGUGCGUGGAAAAGAAAGCCCGUCUAGCCACCUUACUGCACUACGUUGACGAUUUCUUCUUCGUCGGAAGACCCGGGACCAGCGAGUGCGAGCUACUUAUGACGUCCAUGCAAGCGGUGUGCAGCGAGCCUGGGGUGCCGUUAGCUCUGGAUAAAACGGAAGGCCCCGCAACUCGGCUGACAUUUCUUGGCAUAGAGCUCGACUCAGUUACGCAAACCCUAAGUCUACCUUCAAAAAAACAGCACGAUAUUGCUGAUAGCUUCCGCAGCUGGCACGGAAGAGCCUCCUGUACCACAGCAGAGCUUCAAAGCUUAAUCGGAACUCUUUCGUUUGCCUCCAAGUGUGUACCAUGCAGUCGCUUGUUCACGAGGCGCAUGAUUAUGCUCCUUUCCGCCUUCCACGGGCGGCCGGUAGUUACGCUAAACGAAGACUUUCACCAGGAUUUGGACUGGUGGAGAACGUUCCUGCCUCAUUGGAACGGCACAGCUUCCUUCUUGGAGCCCGACUGGACCACGUCCGACGUACUGCAUCUGUACACGGACGCAUCCGCCACGCUAGGGCUGGGAGCCUUCUACCAUGACGAAUGGUUUCAGCUCAGGUGGCCGGAAUGGAUCCUUCAAAGCCCGCCAUCGAUCGAAUACCUGGAGAUGGUUCCCAUUCUCCUCGCUAUGAUCGUUUGGGGGCCUAAACUGCGGCGGCGGAGAGUCGUUUUCCAUACCGACAACGCCGGCGCUGUGGAGGCAUGGGCACACCUGCGCUCCAGCAGCCCGGGCGUUCUUGAUCUCAUGCGGCGUAUGACGCGAGCGGCGGCCGACAACAACUUUACAUUAACUUUAAAGCAUGUUCGCGGCGUCGAUAACGGUAUUGCUGACGCUUUAUCUCGCUUUCAGACACAGCGCUUCCGCAUUUUAGCCCCUCGGGCGUCAGUGUCACCAACAUCAUGCCCAGACAUCUUUGCAAGCCUACAGGUGUCCUACAACCAAGCGGAACACUCCUUGGCGCACACAUCUCCUCCUCUUCCCGAGCAACGUACGACUCAUCAUUGA